This is a messenger RNA of Rangifer tarandus platyrhynchus (Svalbard reindeer), 324 nucleotides long. Lineage: Eukaryota; Metazoa; Chordata; Mammalia; Artiodactyla; Cervidae. The record is from the annotation of a GenBank genome assembly.
AUGGCGGCAGCUGAUGCCAAGUGUAUGGGGUUCAUCACACUGUGCGAAUCAAGGAGAGAGACCAGUUGUUUGAGCAGUGGGGAAGACUCACUUUUUUCUAGCCAGCUAAGAUCUCAGGAUUGGUUUUAUAUUAGCCAGUGCUUUGAAAGCCACUCUUUGUGCUCACUAGGAAAAGAUGAGCCAUAUGUCAAAGCUCUUACUAGUAUGAGAGAUCAGGAGCAAGGGGCUCACCAAGAGAGGCUUACAAAAGAGAAGCUGCUUAGACUGCUGUUGAAAGCAGAAGAGGACUUGUCUCGCAUUUUUAAAGAGUUUCUCUCUGAAUAA